ACGCCAGAGCGGGCGUCCGAGAGGAGAGGCGGACUUCGGCGGAGGGUCGGCGCUCGCCCAGGUGAUGGCGCCCCCCACGGCCUAGAGGUCCGGCGCCCGCAGCGAGCCUCGCGGUCUCCGUGUGUCCGACAGAGUCCUGGUUACAGUGAAGAUGUCGGUCCCGCUGACCAGGCUGUCCUGCCCGGCAUAUCAAUGCUUCCAUGCCUUAAAAAUUAAGAAAAAUUACCUACCUCCGUAUGCCAUAAGAUGGUCUUCAACUUCCGUUGUACCUCGAAUUACUACCCACUAUACAAUAUAUCCCCGGGAUAAGGACAAGAGAUGGGAAGGAGUGAGCAUGGAGAGGUUUGCAGAAGAAGCAGACGUAGUAAUAGUUGGUGCAGGCCCGGCAGGGCUGUCUGCAGCUAUUCGUCUAAAGCAGUUGGCUGCUCAGCAUGAAAAGGAUGUCCGAGUGUGUCUAGUGGAGAAAGCUGCUCAAAUAGGAGCUCAUACUCUCUCAGGGGCUUGCCUUGAUCCGUGUGCUUUUGAAGAACUGUUCCCAGACUGGAAGGAGAAGGGAGCUCCACUUAAAACUCUUGUAACAGAAGACAGAUUUGGGAUUUUAACAGAGAAAGGUAGAAUUCCUGUGCCAAUUCUUCCAGGUCUUCCAAUGAAUAACCAUGGCAAUUACAUUGUACGCUUGGGACAUUUGGUAAGCUGGAUGGGAGAGCAGGCAGAAGCCCUGGGUGUGGAAGUAUACCCUGGUUAUGCUGCUGCUGAGGUACUUUUUCAUGAAGAUGGUAGUGUAAAAGGAAUUGCCACUAAUGAUGUAGGGAUACAAAAGGAUGGUGCACCAAAGGCAACAUUUGAACGAGGACUAGAACUACAUGCUAAAGUCACGAUUUUUGCUGAGGGUUGCCAUGGACAUCUAUCUAAGCAACUAUAUAAGAAGUUUGAUUUGAGGGCCAAUUGUGACCCCCAAACCUAUGGAAUUGGACUGAAGGAGUUAUGGAUUAUUGACGAAAAGAAGUGGAAACCGGGGAGAGUAGAUCACACGGUUGGCUGGCCCCUGGACAGACACACCUACGGAGGCUCCUUCCUCUACCACUUAAAUGAAGGGGAACCACUCGUAGCUCUUGGUUUUGUGGUUGGCCUGGACUAUCAAAAUCCCUACCUGAGUCCAUUUAGAGAGUUCCAAAGGUGGAAACACCAUCCCAGCAUUCAGCCAACAUUGGAAGGUGGAAAAAGGAUCGCGUAUGGAGCCAGAGCUCUGAAUGAAGGUGGCUUUCAGUCUAUACCAAAACUCACCUUUCCUGGUGGUUUACUAAUUGGUUGUAGCCCUGGUUUUAUGAAUGUUCCCAAGAUCAAAGGUACCCAUACAGCCAUGAAAAGCGGAAUGUUGGCAGCAGAGUCUAUUUUUAAUCAACUAACCAAUGAAAAUCUCCAAUCAAAGACAAUAGGUCUUCAUGUACCUGAGUACGAGGACAAUUUGAAGAAAUCAUGGGUGUGGAAAGAGCUAUAUUCUGUUAGAAAUAUAAGACCAUCCUGCCAUGGAAUACUGGGUGUAUAUGGAGGGAUGAUUUAUACUGGAAUUUUUUACUGGAUAUUUAGAGGAAUGGAGCCAUGGACUCUAAAACAUAAAGGUUCCGACUCUGCUCAGCUCAAGCCAGCCAAGGACUGCACACCAAUUGAGUAUCCAAAACCUGAUGGACAGAUCAGUUUUGACCUUCUGUCAUCAGUGGCUCUGAGUGGUACUAAUCAUGAACAUGACCAGCCAGCACAUUUAACCUUAAAGGAUGACAGUGUACCUGUAAAUAGAAAUCUGUCAAUAUAUGAUGGGCCCGAACAGCGAUUCUGCCCUGCAGGAGUUUAUGAAUUUGUACCUUUGGAACAAGGUGAUGGAUUUCGAUUACAGAUAAAUGCUCAGAACUGUGUGCAUUGUAAAACAUGUGAUAUUAAAGAUCCAAGUCAGAAUAUUAACUGGGUGGUACCUGAAGGUGGUGGAGGACCUGCUUACAAUGGAAUGUAAACUACAACUGAUUUUAUUUGCAGUCACAAUUGAAAGCCAAUUUACCCCAAAUUAUGGAAGCUAACUUCAAAAUGUUUAGAGGCUAACAAGUAUAUAUCUUAUAGCACAGUGCUCAUUUUCAGUGAAAUAAAAAUUUUGUACUGUGCCUACAGUUGUCCCAUAACAAAAUACUUCUCUUAAAUAAAAUUUAAGUGAUGUAGUAGCAAUUUACCUCUUUAAUUCUUCAAAGAUUCAGUAUCAGCAAAAUCACUAUGGACAUUAAUUUGUCCAAUUGAAGACUUCAAGUAUAGAAAUAAAGGUAUAAACCAAAGAAUGGCAUCUAGCCGACCAGCUUAUUCUUAUGAAGUUUUAUUGGUACAUAACCAUGCCCAUUAGUUUACAUGUGGCUACUUUUGAGCUACAAUUACAGAAUUGAGUAGUUAUUAAAUGAUCCACAAAGCCUAAAGCAUUUAUUAUUUGGCCCUCCUAAGAGAGAGUUUGCGGAUCCCUGAACACACAUACCUAUAUCACAAAACCCCUGCACAAACCAACCACAGAGAUACAGCAAAGAAUUGAGGGAAACAAUACAUGACUUAAGCUUUCAUCUGUUUAUUCAAUAAGACAUUUCUUUCAGAGUUUAGAAAUAGGUUGGAUACCAUUAGUCUUUGUGAAUAAUGCAGGCAACCAUUUUUUAAAAAUCAACUUCACUGUGUUUUAUAGCACUGUUUUGUUAAGAGUGAACCCUUACCAGUAUUCUUGAAGUGUAUAUGAUGGAGAACUGAGGUGUCAAUACAUUAGGGAUCAUGUAUAAUAGAUAAAAUUCCUUAAGUUUUCUUACUGACUUUAUACAAUCAAUGUAUGUAUUUAGGCAAACUGAAUUCCUUAUUAAGCAAACAUUUUUGCAUAUGCUGCUUUCUCUUUAUCUUUCUGUGCCUUUAUCUUUUGUUUGACUUUCAGCAAUUCCACUUGGAUAGCUGCAAAAUAAAUGUGAUUUGAGUUAUUUCUUAAAACAUCAAAGAAAUUAGGCUAACCGACAAACUGUUUUAAUAUGAUGGUAAACACCACCUUGAUGAAUCUUUUCGUCUCUACAAAGUAUUAUCAGAAAAUAUUACUCUAGAAAGCAUUCACACAAACAGAAGUGUCAUGGAGCUUAAGAACCCUAACUGAAUUGUACAGAGAUUUGUCUUAGCCCUCUCCAUUAGAGGGCAAUUAAGUGCCUCCCCUACUUUACCUCAGCAAUAAGAAAUCAAAGAUAUAUUUAAUAUCUACACCAGGUAUCAUUAUUCAUUGUUGAUUUACUACAAAAACAAACUUCUGGCAAAGCUUUCCUAAAAUAUAUAUACAGAGCUAGAAUAAAAAUUAAAACCACAUUCAGCUUAAGGAAUGGUCAGACCCAAACAUUAAUUCACCAUAGUCUAUCUUUUAGUGCUACACUUUCACAGGAACAGCCUUUCAAGUAAUGCAACAGAACAACUAGUAAUCAGAUAUGUGAAAAUUAGUUUCACGUACUAUUCAGAGGGACUAAGAAUGUAAGCUCUUUGAGGGCAGGGACCUUGACAAUCAUGUAUGACUGAUGUCUGGCCCAAUAAUGGACAUUCUGUAAUACCUGUUGAACAGAUAUCUAAGUGAUAAAGAGUACAAUGAUUCAUGAGGAUAAAUCCUUGACAAAGUGACCUUUCAUUACAAAACUGACAACUUACCCUUAUCUUCUGGUGCUAUCUCCUGAGCUUUCUUAAGGUCAGCCUUUAAUCAGAAAAACGUUAAAGAAAUAUUAGGUAUAUGAUUUAUGAAGGUGGCUGUCUAUUUUUAAAAAUUAAAAUUAAGAGCAAAAUGUUACCAGUGCUUGAUCAUAUUCUUUUAAUCCUUGCCAUCCUUGAGCUUUACGGUACAGUGCUUUGGUAUUUGAUGGGUCUACUUUAAGAGCCUACAAAAAAUUAUAAAACACUUUAUGUAAAUAUUAAAUAGUAAAUACAAAUGCUAACUCUCAAUGUAUUGCCUACUAGCCCCAGUAAACCCUUCUUGGAUCCUGUAAAUCUUUCUCCUCUAUCAACUGGCACAGAAUUGUUUUGUCAGUAGGGGGUGCCAAAUGGACAUGUAUAAGAAAGAUGUUCUAUCGUGCUACUCUCAUUAGACUGCUACAGCAAAUCAUAGCUUCUUCCCUUAGACAACUUCCCCAGGCCCUCCAGUGUUCCCACAAGUAUGGUGAGUACCCGAUGACCCUCUCUGCUACCCAGGGAGUCAAAGCCAUGCCCUCUCCUAUGGGGUCUGGAUCUCAGCCCGUGGGCAUCAAGAGUGCCUAUUCCUUGGGGGGGGGGGGUCUAUCUCAGCUUCAGGGAAGUGGCUGUGCCUAUAUUUUUCAUAUAUAUAUAUAUAUAUAUGCAUAUAUAUAUGCUAUCCUCGUGGUUUUUUUUUUCCAAUUUAUUAUUUAUACAAUAGCUGGGGUACAGGCCAGAGGCACGGAAGGGUGAGAGGAUUCACCACAGACAGUGGGGAGCAGAACAGGCAGGCUGACUGAAAUACACUGCUGAGGGGGGAGCAGUGGGCGAGACAGGAGAGGUCAGCCGUGCCAUGUGGGAAUCUCCCUGGCUGGCCGGGAAUCAAACCCGCACUGCGGAGGCUGUGGACAGCUUCACAGCACUGUGCUCAACCUGCUGCACCACCAGGGAGGCCCUAUCCUUAUGUUCUUUAGAAUUGUAUUUACUAGCCAAUCCCUCAUUAUUCCAAUUUCCUCUUAUACAUAUUCUUGUAUAUUGGACAUAUUCUUGAAGUUUCUCUGUUCAAUGUACUGUGUAGUUUGUCUCCUAAUUGAGUCCUAACUGAUGACAUUUCAAAUGAAAAUAUGUAUACACUUUUACUUGAAAUCUAGGAGGAUUUUUAGGAACAUGAGUUAACUUAAUAGAUCUCUCCUCAGAGACAAACUUUAAAACAGUAUGUUUUUCAUACACAUCAUUGUAAAUCAUUACCUCAAUAAACAACUUUAAAAAAAAAAAAAA
This is a messenger RNA of Talpa occidentalis (Iberian mole), 4977 nucleotides long. RefSeq names its product electron transfer flavoprotein dehydrogenase (gene ETFDH). Gene Ontology annotation, biological process: electron transport chain. Gene Ontology annotation, molecular function: iron-sulfur cluster binding; electron-transferring-flavoprotein dehydrogenase activity. The record is from RefSeq and is a predicted model, not a curated record. Gene Ontology annotation, cellular component: mitochondrial inner membrane. The transcript has 13 exons. Lineage: Eukaryota; Metazoa; Chordata; Mammalia; Eulipotyphla; Talpidae. Bases 152 to 2005 code for a protein of 617 amino acids.